UGUCUGGAACGUUGCGCAAUAUUCUAGUUUGAAUUGAAUAAAGUUUUCAGUCAAUUGUCAUUGCUACAUGGAUUUGAGUGAUAAGAUUAUACGGGAAGAAAUCUAAUAAGUCUGAUGUUGUAUAGAAACAAUCAAAACCUCGGAAAACGUCAUUAGGCAAAAAGAUGGGCCACCUAGUAGACAACUAUGAAAACAGUUGAACCAUAACUUGGCGCCAGGUGGGGCUGAAAUCCGUGAGCGCAGUAAGAAGUAGAAGAGGCCAGUGAGAGGAGGAAAGUUGACGUGAAAAACAUGGCGACGAAUCUGGAUGAAGAACAGAGCCUCCGCGAGUGUGAGGCCUACGUAGCCCGUCACAAUAUUCAGCAAAUUCUUAAAGACUGCAUUGUCCAGUUGUGUGUUGUUCGGCCUGACAAUCCUACAUCAUUUCUACGUGAAUAUUUCCAGAAACUUGAACGGGAGGCAGCUAAAGAUGCCAAACAGAAGGCCGCCCUUUCGCCCGAAGACAGUGAAGAAUCACCUAAUGCUGCUCAGAGCGGGAUUAUGGGAGUGCGGCCGAGACGAGGGGGCAUUUCAAGCGAAACGGUGACAGAAGAAGACGCGACUAACUUUAUAAAGAAAGUCGUACCCAAGGAUUUUAAAACGAUGGAUGCGCUUGCCAAAGCCAUCGCUAAGAACGUGCUCUUUUCGCAUUUGGAUGAGAACGAGCGACCCGAUAUCCUUGACGCCAUGUUCCCGGUCAGCGCUCACAGUGGAGAGGUCAUCAUCCAACAAGGAGACGAAGGCGACAAUUUUUAUGUCAUCGAUCAAGGCGAAGUCGAGGUUUUUGUAGACGGUAAUAUGGUCACCGUGAUCGGAGAAGGGGGCAGCUUUGGCGAGCUGGCCUUAAUUUAUGGCACGCCAAGAGCAGCUACAGUCAAAGCCAAAACGGACGUUAAACUGUGGGGUCUCGAUCGCGAUUCGUACCGACGUAUCCUUAUGGGAUCUACCAUCCGAAAACGCAAGAUGUACGAAGAAUUCCUUUCCAAAGUCUCCAUUUUGGAAUCUCUGGAGAAAUGGGAACGGUACACGGUAGCAGACGCAUUGGAACCCUGCGGUUUCGAAGAUGGCGAAACGAUCGUCAGGCAAGGCGAGCCUGGGGACGAUUUUUACAUUAUUGUCGAAGGACGGGCCGUCGUGAUGCAGCAACGAAGUGGCGGUGGAUCGGUUGAUGCCGAACCGCCCGUCGAAGUGGGUCAUUUAGGCCCCUCCGAUUACUUUGGCGAAAUUGCCCUACUGCUUGAUCGGCCGCGAGCUGCCACCGUUAUCGCCAAAGGACCGCUCAAAUGUGUCAAACUAGACCGGGCAAGAUUUGAGCGCGUGCUGGGCCUUUGCGCAGACAUUCUCAAGCGCAACAUUCAACUUUACCACAGCUUCGUCUCUUUGUCUGUUUAAAAAGAAGCGUGACACAGAGAGUAAUGUUUACAACAUAAAGAAAAGAAAGGAGGAGGAGGAAGACACGUUUGUUGUUGUUGUUGUAUUCUGAUAGCAGCACACACAUACCCCACUCCCGAGAAAAGUGUGCCAGAUGAGUGUGGCAUGAGAAUGAUGUGUGUGGCAAAAGGUUUCAGAAAAAAAGAAACAGCGAAUAGCUUUACAAGAAAAAAAAAAAAAAAAGGAAAGAUUCGUAUUUUUUCCCCAUUUCUCCUAAAAAUUGAUUAAUAUAAAACACGCGUUUAAACAACAAAAAAAUAAUUAAUUGCAGCUUCUAACCAAAUAGUUGCCGUUUUGUUCUUGAAAGGGGCGGGAACGCUUCAGUAUUUGCAAAAGAAAAGAUAUUUAAAAAAAUAGAAGUAGGUUUUUCCCCUUAUUUUUCUUCUUUUAGAAUCAAAUGAAUACCACAUUUAACACCUAAUUUCACGAUUCGCUAAUGAUUUUCCAGCUCUUAAAGUUAAUCGGCCGCUGUUUCUUUUGUUAAUCCUCCUCUUACGAUUUUUUUUUUGGUUUUUUUUUUUAUUAGAAGUUAAAUUUGGAAUAAGAAGAACCUAAUUUUGGAUUGUGAAAAAUUUUUAAGGGAAAAUUUGGCAUUUAAAUUUUUUUGUCCCAUAUUUUCCAAGGGAACAGCUACAAAAUGGUUGGCGAAUAGAGAUUCUUUUUCUGAUGUCUUUAUAUUGAAAAAAAAAUGGCAUUCUAUUUGGCCCAGGUGGUCAGUUUGGCAUCCAUAAAAUCAGCAGUUAAGCAACACCACGGACAACCAAGUUUUUUUUUUCUUCUUUUUUUUUCUUCUUUUUUUUCAUUCUUUGAUUUUCUUUCUUUUCUUUUUCUUUCUUUUUCGAGGAAGUUUCUGCUGGUCGGAAAUCACUUAAAAAAGAAAGAAAGAAAGGAAAGUGGGAGGCGCUUGUUUGUCUGUGAGUUGUGGUAUCCUUUUAGUUUUCUUAUUCGGCGUUCCGUGACAUUGAAAUAUUCAUAAAAACAUUUUUUUUUUUUUUUUCGGUUAAAAAACUUAAAUCAUUUCGUGAGGGCAAACAUAAAUGGGCGGGGGGUUUAGAUGUCAAAAGUGUUUUGACGCAAUUGCGUCAUUCGAUUGAAUUAUCGAGAAAAAAAAAUUACAUGGAGAGGAGAAAUUAACUGAAAGUAACUUUAUGCCAAUCGAGGAAUGAUUAUUGAAAGUUGUUACCUAUGCAGUUGGGAAGCCGCCGUCUUUUGUUCUUGGCUAUCCGUUCGAACUCUCAUUACUGCAACUAUGCCAUCUGAAAAAAAAAUGUUUUCUUUUUUCCUCUAAAAUUACAAGUUAAACAUAUACACACACAUACAUUUUUAUCCGAAGCUCGAUCCCGCCCCCACCGCUCUUUCGUGUCAUACAGAAAUGUAUAUUCAUUCUUUGCUUUUCCUUUGUUCAUGGCCUCCCAGUGCACACCAAACGCUAUUCACAUCACGAACGAUGCUCCCUCCUCUGGUUCUCUUUCCGUUCUUUUUUUUUUUUUUUGUUGGUUUUUUACACAACAUUUAUUUACUAUCCUCUCGUUUCCUUUUUUUUUCACUUCUCUCUAUUUCUCUCUCGCAGAUUAUAUAUAACUGUAAUGUGUACGAUUAAUUCUUUUUUUUUUUUUUCUGUCCAAGUUUUUUGUGUAUUUGUGUCAUCGUUCAAUUUCGGUUCAAAUUCAAAACAUCCGAAAUCUUUUGUGUUCGUCUUUCUUCGUACGUGUUGGAACAAACUCUCUUCCUCUUUUUAUGCCCUUCGAAAAAACUAACAGAAUUUUCUUGAAUAUUCUUUUUCUGCCUUUCGAAUUUUUUUGAAUUUCAUUUGUGCAAUUUUUCAUUUAAUUAUUAUUAACUAAAGCUAUUAAUAAGAUUUAAACGAGAUAAAACUUUAAAGAUAAGUAAAAACCUAAACGAAUUUAAACCAUAAAAAAAUAUAAAUUUAAUUUACGUUUCGUCUGUUUGAAUGGACUGAUGUAACGUGACCUGUGUAAAUGCAUCCUCCCUACCUUCUAGUACCCAGUUUUGCGUAGCUGUCAUCCUUUCUUUUUGGAUUGGCUUUUUGUUAUUAAUACCUUCUUUCUAUCCCUCUUGUCUUAGAAAAACCCUUUAACAAAAAUACCUGGUUAGGAAUUUUUACCUUUUCGUAGGAAGAAUGAGGAAUUCAAAUCCCCUUCUUGUCCCUUUGGGGAAAAAACGUUGUGUCUGUGAAACAUUAAAAAAAGGAAUAACUAAAAAUGAAAUACAUCGCGGUUGUAUGUAAUA
Daphnia magna is the source of this 3720-nucleotide messenger RNA. It is a transcript of the gene Pka-R1, whose product is annotated as cAMP-dependent protein kinase type I regulatory subunit. The transcript has 9 exons. Gene Ontology annotation, molecular function: cAMP-dependent protein kinase regulator activity. Gene Ontology annotation, cellular component: cAMP-dependent protein kinase complex. The record is from RefSeq and is a predicted model, not a curated record. Lineage: Eukaryota; Metazoa; Arthropoda; Branchiopoda; Diplostraca; Daphniidae. Bases 292 to 1431 code for a protein of 379 amino acids. Gene Ontology annotation, biological process: regulation of protein phosphorylation.